AUCCAAAACCAAAGCAUAAAUAUCCUGUUUUACAUUCAGGAGACGCCAGUGUGCCCUAAAGACCGCGCCUUGGCGAAGAGUAAGUGCAUCAGGCUGGAAUACGACUCUCUGACCUCCGAUGCCGUGACCCAGAGUGGAGUCGCCCUCGACCUGACGCAGAAGACCUAUGAAUCGGGAUGGAGAUCUGAGGCGAAGGUGUCACGUCUGUCAAUCAAGAAGCCAGAGGGAUUUGCUAAUGCUUACGUAGAGCUUAAUGCAAAACAGAGUGAAGGUGGCUGCUCAGGGAAGAAGCAUGUUGAAACGAGAGGCACAAUAACGGAUGCAACUGUGGACUUCAUUGUUGAGUGGGAAUCUUUGCAACUGGAUAAGAAUUGCACUUAUUCCGGCAAGUUGUGGCUCCAGAAUGCGUGUUUUGAGAACAUGAGAAGCGACAACCUUCCAGACCUGAAGUACUUAGAAGAGCCGCGGUCGCAGCGGGCGACGGGUCUGGUCCGACGGCCGUGGUGGCUGCUGGUGGUGGGCGUGGCGGCGCCGCCCAUUGCCGUCGCCCUCUUCUGCUCCGCCUGCAGGUGGCGCCCGCGGCCCGCCGUCGACCUCCAAAACGGGAACAGCGACGCGAAGGCCGCCCGGGCACAGGGACCUGGACCGGGUCGCACGGAGGUCCUGGUCGCCUACGCCGGGGACGCGGGCGAGGAGGUCCUGCCGCUGCUGGAGGCGCUGAGGAAGAGGAGGGACAUCAAGCUGCUCGACCUCCACGACCCCCGCGCCCUCGGGAAGCGCCAGGACCCGACCGCGUGGCUGGCCAAGAAACUCCUGGACGACUCCACCAAGGCUCUCAUCGUAGCCUCCAAGGGCGCGAGGGCCGUCCAGCAGCUGGUGGAGGCGGGGUCGAAGCAGGAGGUUCGAAGCACCGGAGACCAAAACAAUUCGUGUGAAUCUCCGAAACAUUUGGAAUUGGGGGCGAAUAAGGAAGAGGUUGGAGAGGGGGAGGGGGAAGAGGAGGGACGCGGAACGGUGGAGAGAAUGGAAGGAGGAGAAGAGGAAAAAGGGAGAGAAGGAGGAGAAGAGGGAAAAAGAAGAGAUAGAAGAGAAAAAGAAGAGGAACCCAAUAACUUGAAGAUUCCAGACUCUCGAAAUGGAUCGAAAGACCUAAAAGGCGAGGAUGUAAGUCGAGAGGAGAGGGGAAGGAAGGAGGACGCGAGAAACGGACGAAGAAAGAAUGAGAGAGAGCAAGUCUACCAUUUUCUCCUGGUGGAUUUUCUUCAAAAAAUGCGAAAUGAGCAGUUCGACGUCUGCCAAGUUCUGAUGGAGAGCACCCCAACGACCGACCUGCUGGACGACAUCCCGAAGACCCGCGUGUACCGCUGGCCGGAGCACGAGGAUCGCCUGCUCUCGGCGCUGAGGGCGUGAAACUCCAGAGGAUUGUAGAAAUGAUCGGUGUAGACACGAAUAGAAACGGAUGUUGGUGUUCUAGUCGUUGUUUCUAUAUAUGUAAAUGAUUUCUUAUUUAGCAAGUUCGCCUAUGCUAUGUUAUCUACUCAGUUCAUGAAUGUGUAGAUAAAGUGCCAAAUAUGGGAAAUUUUUCAAUCUAUUGCCAUAUUAUAGAUUUAUGAAAUCUUUAGCCCUUCUCGGGAAAAAUACCCAUUAGCAUAUAUAUUU
Molecule: messenger RNA, 1659 nt
Organism: Penaeus vannamei (Pacific white shrimp)
Lineage: Eukaryota; Metazoa; Arthropoda; Malacostraca; Decapoda; Penaeidae
Source: RefSeq, a predicted model, not a curated record